UUGUGGGAACUGAAGUCAUAUUCGCAGCCUCUUUCCAAAAGCCCAGAAAAAAAAAAACUGCUCCGGCUUGUCCUAGAUGCUCCUUUGAUGGGUCCUGAAGCAUGUCUGGAGCAGAGCAGGUACAGAGGAUGCUGGUGCCCAGGAGACCCCACUGGUCCUUCUUUGAAUCCCUCAUCCGGACACUCAUCAUUGUGUGCGCCGCGCUGGCCGUCGUCCUGUCGUCCGUGUCCAUCUGCGAUGGCCACUGGCUCCUGGCCGAGGGGCGCCUCUUUGGGCUGUGGCAGUUCUGCAUCCUCCCCGGCCAGACUGAGCCUCACUGCCUCCGAGACCUGAGCCAGGCGCACGUGCCGGGCCUGGCCCUGGGCAUGGUCCUGGCCCGCAGCGUGGGCACCUUGGCCGUGGUAGCGGCCAUCUUCGGCUUGGGCUUCCUCAUGGUGUCGCAGGUGUGUGAGGACCUACACGUCCGGCACAAGUGGGCCCUGGGCUCCGCCCUCCUGCUGGUCUCCUUCAUCCUCUCCUCGGUGGGCCUCCUCAGCUUCGUGGUCCUCCUCAGGAACCAGAUCACCCUCCUGGGCUUCACCCUGAUGUUCUGGUGCGAGUUCACUGCCUCCUUCCUCUUCUUCCUCAACGCCGUCAGUGGCCUUCACAUCAACAGCCUCACCCAGCCCUGGGGUCAGCUAAGGAAAUUUUAGCCGCUCCCGGGCGGGCGCGCUCCCUCCCCGUGCCUGGAUCACUCUGAGGACUUUGGGGUUCUGCAGCAAGUGUGGCCGAGAUGGAGUUUCUAAACCGUGAUCUCUGGUGGGAGCCAAGUGGGGGACAGAGUCGUGUGGAAACUGCUGCCUCUUAGCCAGAAACCAUGCUGGUGUGGUCAGGCUGGAAAUGUGGCACCCAGGAGUCUUGGCUGAUUGUCUGUGGGGGGAGAAGCCUGGAGGAUGUCAGUGCCGCCAAUAACAGCACCGGUUAAACCAACCUGUUCGUUUUAGAAGAAA
Molecule: messenger RNA, 989 nt
Organism: Sorex fumeus (smoky shrew)
Lineage: Eukaryota; Metazoa; Chordata; Mammalia; Eulipotyphla; Soricidae
Gene: TMEM37
Product: transmembrane protein 37
Exons: 2
Coding region: 102-692 (196 amino acids)
Cellular component (GO): membrane
Molecular function (GO): voltage-gated monoatomic ion channel activity; calcium channel activity
Source: RefSeq, a predicted model, not a curated record